AUGCAGACAAGGCAUUCGUGCAAGGAAAUAGCUGCGCUUGAAAGCGUAAUAAUCGAGAUUAUGAGUGACUGCAAUCAAGGUGAUGAUGCAGACGGCAUUGCAAAAGUGUUAGUUGCAAUAAAGAAUGGAAUAUCUGCAUACAUCGAGGAGAUGGAAGAUUACUAUAUGAAAAAGAUACUGUUUAUGGCAGAAACGAGCAAUAAGAAAAUAGACAUGAUGCAGAGAGAGAUUGAUGGUUUAGAGCAAACAUAUCUUGAUUUAUUAGCAAAGGCAUGUGAGAUGAAGAAAGGCAUUCAUGCAUUAUGUUUGAUGAGUGGCAUGAAUAAGUAA
Messenger RNA from Ordospora colligata OC4, 330 nucleotides. RefSeq lists its product as uncharacterized. The coding region runs from base 1 to 330 and encodes 109 amino acids. The transcript has a single exon. NCBI's taxonomy places the organism in Eukaryota, Fungi, Microsporidia, Ordosporidae. The record is from RefSeq and is a predicted model, not a curated record.